This is a messenger RNA of Thyridium curvatum, 1284 nucleotides long. RefSeq lists its product as uncharacterized. The transcript has a single exon. NCBI's taxonomy places the organism in Eukaryota, Fungi, Ascomycota, Sordariomycetes, Thyridiales, Thyridiaceae. Bases 1 to 1284 code for a protein of 427 amino acids. The record is from RefSeq and is a predicted model, not a curated record.
AUGGCCCGUCUCAGUACUGCAUCUGCCUUCGGGCUCGUGAUCGCUCUUUUCUUCAGCCAGACUCAGGCUACUGGUACUGGUUGCAAUGCUGACAAUGUUCUGCGUGCUCUGCGCCGCUUUUCGUCGCAAGCAUCGCCUUUCUGUGCGACCUUCAUCCAGAGCACUGCAACGGUGACGGUGACGCCGACCUCUAUAGUACCCGGCACUGUGUAUGAGAGCAUCACCGUCCAGGGGCCAACCGAGACAUCCGUCAUCGAGUCUACUGAUGUCUCUACGGCCACAGAGACAACGGCAAGCACCUCGCUCACUAUCUUCCCAACUACGCUGAUAACAUCGACCACAUCGACCACGGCGAGCACCUUAACCGUUAUCUCUACCACAACGGUCAACUAUCAGAACAUCCCUAACCCGAUUCGACGAGAUGCUGAGAGCCCACUGCCCAGCUAUGUGUCCCAGUACCCUUCGAGCCGGGUCUCCAGCGCAUGCUCGUGCUUAGGCGGCCCUAUCUCGACGAUCACGUCCACGGCCACGGCUGCUCCGGCCUUCAGCACCAGUCUGAGCACCAUCACCGACGUGAGCUCGUCGGAGACCACGACUACCACUACGUCGAUCACAUCGGUGACCACUACAGAGACAGCCAGCACCCUCACGAUCACGACCAGCACCUCUAUUACAACUACCACUGCGCUUACUGCCGUGCCGACUGCCACGCAGACCCUCGUCUGCAACUACUGCGAUCCUGCUCAACAGGUCAUCGGUAACCCGUCUUUUGAGGAUGUCGCAAGCCCCGGCUCUACCGCCCCGGCUAUCUGGUCGACCUAUAACCAGGCUGGCACGACCAUCUCCGAUGUCAGCACAAAUAACGCUGUGAGCGGCAGCCGGGCCAUCCAGAUCUCCCGCAGGACACUCGUCAGCAACGAUCCCAGCUACCCACAUGUCAACUUAGCGCAGACUGUCAGGCUCUGCCAUGAUGCCACAUACACGUUGACCUACUUUAUCGGAGUGGAUACUACUGCUAUCACAGCCAAGACUGGCUAUGUCAACUCCGAGUAUGUUGUGACGCUGGGCGGUAAUGUCAUCGUCGCAAAGGCUGCCGUUUGUGCUGGCGACGCGUCUGACUGCACUUAUACCAAGGGCAAUAUCAGUUACCGUAAGGUCACUGUUAGCAACAUCACCCCUCCGAGCUGCAAUCCUGAGCUGCUCUUCAUGGUCUACUUUAAGAAGUCAACCAAGGUAGUUCCCAAUGUGUAUAUCGACCUUGUGGAAAUGGCUGUCUCCCAAUAG